AUGGACCACUGGGACAGGGAGGUUGGUGGGGUGCUCCUAGACAGAGACGAUGAGGCUUUUGGAAACGGAGUCUUCCAAGAGGAGGAGAGUGAUGCCAGUGCCCUCCAGCCCACUCCACUGCCCUUUCCAGAGCUGCGGCUGGUGGGGGGCCCCAGCCGCUGCCGAGGGCGCCUGGAGGUCAUGCACAGCGGUUCCUGGGGCAGUGUUUGCGAUGAUGACUGGGACGUUGUGGAUGCCAACGUGGUGUGUCGUCAGCUGGGCUGUGGCCUGGCACUGCCUGUGCCGCGGCCCCUCGCCUUUGGCCAAGGCCGAGGCCCCAUUUUCCUGGAUAACGUGGAGUGCCGGGGGCAGGAAGCUUCCCUGAGCGAGUGUGGCAGCAGGGGCUGGGGUGUCCACAACUGCUUUCACUAUGAAGAUGUGGCGGUCCUGUGUGAUGAAUUCUUACACACACAGCCCCAGACAAGGAAGAUGUUGACCAGUGUAGCACCCCCUACAGUCCUCCAAAAUGGGAAAGGUGAGGGCAGCGUGCGCCUGGUGGGCGGCGCGGGCCCGUGUCAAGGCCGAGUGGAGAUCCUGCAUGGUGGCCUGUGGGGCACCGUCUGCGACGAUGAUUGGGGGCUGCCCGAUGCUGCUGUCGUGUGCCGCCAACUGGGCUGUGGGGCCGCCCUGGCCGCCACCACUAAUGCCUUUUUCGGCUAUGGCACCGGGCAUAUCUUGCUGGACAACGUUCACUGCGAAGGUGGAGAGCCCCGCCUGGCAGCCUGCCAGAGCCUCGGCUGGGGCGUGCACAACUGUGGUCACCACGAAGACGCUGGGGCGCUCUGUGCAGUUCUGAGCCCUCCAACUUUCACAGCACUGCCUCCCUCUGCCACAAAAGAAGACUGGGCGUGGCACACUGAGCCAGCAGCUACAGGAGUGGGAGCCCUGCCUUCCAGGGAUACCGUGCGGUCCACCACGGCAGCCUGGGGCUCGGGGAAGAAAAGCGGUAGGCUGCGGCUGGUAGGCGGCCCGAGCCCGUGCCGCGGCCGCGUGGAGGUGCUGUACGCCGGGGGCUGGGGCACCGUGUGCGACGACGACUGGGACUUCGCGGACGCGCGCGUGGCCUGUCGCGAGGCGGGUUGCGGGCCCGCGCUAGGAGCCACGGGCCUCGGUCAUUUCGGCUACGGCCGAGGCCCCGUGCUGCUGGACAACGUAGGCUGCACCGGUACCGAGGCCCGCCUCAGCGACUGCUUCCACCUGGGCUGGGGCCAGCACAACUGCGGCCAUCACGAAGACGCCGGGGCAUUGUGCGCAGGCCCAGAGGAGCUGGGACUCCAAGUCCAGCAGGAUGGUUCUGAGACCACCCGAAUGCCCAGUCCUCGACCCAGAGAUGGGCACCUCCGCCUGGCUAGUGGAACCCACCGAUGUGAGGGGCGUGUAGAGCUCUUCCUAGGACAGCGGUGGGGCACUGUUUGCGAUGACGCCUGGGACCUACGGGCAGCCAUCGUCCUGUGCCGUCAGCUGGGAUGUGGCCAGGCUCUGGCAGCCCCUGGCGAGGCCCACUUUGGCCCAGGCCGAGGCCCCAUCCUCUUGGACAAUGUCAAAUGCCGAGGAGAUGAGAGCACCUUGCUACUCUGCUCUCAUAUCCGCUGGGAUGUCCACAACUGUGACCACAGCGAGGAUGCCAGUGUCCUGUGCCAGCCAUUGUGACCCAGCGGGCUCUGCACUCCAUAGCAUAUCAAAGGAGCCUGUGGGGGCUGCCCCUCCUUUUCCAGGAUACCCUCCUGUGGUUUCUGCAGUUCCUGGUGCCCCUCUCUCCCCUCGCAUGGAGGAGCUGCACUGCAGUACCCCCAACCCCCAUCCUCUUACUGUGUGGUCUCAGACGGUUGUCACCUGCUCUGAGGCCCAGUCCAGUGAACAUGGCAAUGUUUUGCUCAGCCAAAACAGAUGUGGGAGAAUGACUCACCUCCUCUCUAUUGGGGGAACUCCUACAUAGUACUCCCAACCAUUCUCUCCACCCGUAUUCAUGAGGCUUGGGUUCUCUCUAAAUACCCUCCAACCCUUCUAAUGACCUAUUUUGGUCUCCCCGCAAAAAGAGGGGAGGCCGAAGGGGUUGGGCUGUUCUUUCUAUAGACUGACAGGACUGCAGAAGGUCCUAGGUCAUUACCUUCCCUGCUGGGUGAGGACCUGGACCCAGAUGGUGCUGGGCUGAACAAGGGGGCUGCAGGGGCCAAGGCAGGGACAGGAGGAGCCCUUCCUGCAGCACCUCCGAUUUCCACUGCCCCCGGGCACAGAGCCUCCGCCUUGCUGUAGCAAAGAAGCCUGGAGGCCUGUGGCCAUGUUCAUAGGUGCCAAGUCAAUAAAGCAUUAUCCCCUGGUCUUUUAACUGA
Molecule: messenger RNA, 2369 nt
Organism: Peromyscus californicus insignis
Lineage: Eukaryota; Metazoa; Chordata; Mammalia; Rodentia; Cricetidae
Gene: Ssc4d
Product: scavenger receptor cysteine rich family member with 4 domains
Exons: 10
Coding region: 1-1689 (562 amino acids)
Cellular component (GO): membrane
Source: RefSeq, a predicted model, not a curated record